GUCAAAGUUUUUUGAACCAAUCUUCUUUUACGUACAUUUAUUAUGUUUUUAUAGUUAAUAUUUGUUCUUCAAAUUGCUCUUCCUUAUCGCUCUAACCAGUGCUCGGUACCUGUGCCACAGUAAGGAGAUCCCAAUCGUUCAAGUGUCUCGAAAGCGCAGCUGUGAUUUUCGAAGCGCGUGUCUACUCCGACGUUUGCAGAUUCAGCACCAAAAGUCAAUGUGAUUCUGCUUAAUAGGAGCACCAAUCUACAGUUUACGAUAUUCCAUACGGUGUAGAUUCAAGAAUACGUAAUAAUAGUGAAGCCGGAGGACAAAUAAAAUUCGUGAGUCACUCAAUUAUAUCUGGCUUUGCUACCGUGUUCGACGCGAGACUUCAAAGUGAUGCGCUGCGCGCCAAGCGCGAUAAGAACACGAAGAUAAUGUACGCAACCAAUUUGUUAGUAUACGGUAAUAAAUAAUCGCCUGCGCCAAGUCCCAAGCGAAAUCCAUAGCCACGGUCGCGUCGAUCAUCGGCACACCGAGGCUUAGCGCGGUGCUCGUGUAACAUCUCCACGCAAGCCAACUACAUCGUUAUCUCGCAAAGCCCGACAUAAGUGUUCGGCGCUGACUCACGCCAGACCAGCGAGCAAGCUAAUGCCAAGACCAAUUAAAAUUGGACGUUCCGCUAUAUGCCGUGCGAUCGUCCGUUUCAAUUCGAUUGUGUUCUUCAUGCCGAGCGAGUUUUGUCCCUUUGGUUGUUAAUCUCGCAAGUCAUUGAGGCAGAUUGCCUUAUCGUAUUUACGUUACGUUUCAUCGUCUCCGAUAAUUGACUGAAUCAGCUGCUCUGCUCAAAUAUUGUUUCAGCAUUGAACUUUACUCGGCGAGCAGUGCUCGCGCGUGUUCUCUCUUUCGCGUUCGCGAAUUUGAAUGGAUGACCGACGGUCACGGCCGCGUAGUGCAGCUCUUUCCAACGAUGUAUACCACACGAGUGUCGAGGGAGAAUAAUUAUAAAUUAGAACUUGUCCAGGUGGUAAGUAGCCAAUCGAAGUGACUUGGUCGUAGCUCGAACGCGUGUGUCAAAAUAAGACGCUUGUUCAGCUAUUCAGGCAUGGCGCUCGAACUCCCAUCUCCCACGAGCUGGACAGUUAUGACUAUUGCGACAAAUCAGCGUACAAAUCCUUGGGCCUUGGAGCACUAACAAACCUCACGGACGAAAAUGUCACUGCAACUUGUGCUCGCUGGACUUUAUUCGCCAACCGAUGAUCAAGUUUGGAACGAUCACUUGAAAUGGUCACCUAUGCCAUAUUUUUAUACCCCGCACGAACUGGAUAUAUUGCUGAGGUCAUUCGAUCGGCCAGAGUACUUGAAAAUCAUGGUAGAAACUCAUCGAUCUAAGGAGUUUCAGAAAAAGAUUGGCACAUUCUCAAAAUUCCUCGAGACACUUGGUCAAAUAACGGGAAUAAAUUUUGAAAACAACUUUUUAUGUAUUUUGAUGAUAUCUGGACUUAUAUUCUCAAACGAACAUAUGGGUCUUCCUCUGCCCGAUUGGUACACGCCGGAUGUCAAACGAACUUUCCGAGAAAUACGUCAAUGUUUCUUCGAUGGGUACGCGUUGACGACGGACAUGAAAAAAUUCGGCACGGGUCCAAUCAUCAAAACGUUCGUCGAGAACAUGAAUCUCGACGAGAAUAAAUUGAAUCCUCGGAAAAUUUAUUUAUAUAGUGCGCACGAUGACAAUGUAGCUUCCUUCGUUAGAGCUCACGAGAUUCGAGACUUUGCUUAUCCGGAAUUCGGAUGUAGCUUGAUCUUCGAAAAAUGGAGAGAUGCUAAUAAUAAAGUAGUAAUUAAGUCACUUGGAUGGACGCCAAACGACAAGCAUACCACGUUGAGACUGGGAGGUCACGACGAAUUCUGUCCCAUUGAUGAUUAUUUGAAAAUUGUACAGCCGGUGAUUCCAACUGACGAUGAGCUAGAUGAUUUUUUUCACGAUGCACGCUAUAAAGACUUGAAGAAAGUAUUAUUUGAUGAUUCUACAAUUAAAGAGUUACAUUAAGUACCUUACUUUUAGUAAUAACAGGUUAGUGAAACAAUUUGCACGGAUUUCAGACAGACAUGAUUCGGUAGUAGAGUGUAGAAGAGUCUACGACCCUUCAGCUUCUUUCAUUUUUCUCGUUUUAGUGACUAGAUAUAUUCGAUUAAACUAAUCCGAUUUUCACCACUCAGAAACGAGAAUGAUUAUUCUUUUAUGUAGAAGCGAUCGCUUCAUACUGAAUUUAAGAAAAAUUACCGAUUGCACUAGUUGUUAUUUGCAUACUUCUUAACUUAAAAAAUAAUGAAAUAAAUAGGCAUUUGUUCUCAUUUUUGAAUAAUAAAAAUCUUAAUAUUCUAUUCAAACUGUCUAUUUUUUGAGCUACAAUAUUUGAUAA
Phymastichus coffea is the source of this 2405-nucleotide messenger RNA. RefSeq names its product testicular acid phosphatase homolog. NCBI's taxonomy places the organism in Eukaryota, Metazoa, Arthropoda, Insecta, Hymenoptera, Eulophidae. Gene Ontology annotation, molecular function: phosphatase activity. The record is from RefSeq and is a predicted model, not a curated record. Gene Ontology annotation, biological process: dephosphorylation. Bases 1196 to 2032 code for a protein of 278 amino acids. The transcript is spliced from 6 exons.